Encephalitozoon intestinalis ATCC 50506 is the source of this 918-nucleotide messenger RNA. Its product is annotated as DNA replication factor C small subunit. Gene Ontology annotation, molecular function: ATP binding; DNA clamp loader activity; DNA binding. Bases 1 to 918 code for a protein of 305 amino acids. The record is from RefSeq and is a predicted model, not a curated record. Lineage: Eukaryota; Fungi; Microsporidia; Unikaryonidae. Gene Ontology annotation, biological process: DNA-templated DNA replication; DNA repair. Gene Ontology annotation, cellular component: DNA replication factor C complex; nucleus. The transcript has a single exon.
AUGCAGCAACCGUGGACAGAAAAGUACCGCCCAGAAUCCUUACAACAGGUGGUUGGAAAUAGGGAGAUUGUUGCAGCUCUUAAGUCAAUCUCAAGCACAAACAAAAUUCCCAACAUGCUGUUCUAUGGACCUCCAGGGACUGGGAAGACAACAUCAAUAAGAGCCAUUGCAAAUAAUCUUCCAAGAUCAUGUGUUCUUGAAUUGAAUGCAAGCGACGAAAGAGGAAUAGCCACGGUGAGAGAAACCAUAAAGGAGUUUGCAUCAACUUAUUCCAAAACGACAAAGUUGGUGAUUUUAGAUGAGGCAGACAUGAUGAGUAGAGAUGCCCAGAAUGCCCUUCGAAGAAUAAUAGAAGACUUCAGUGCAAAUGCAAGGUUCUGCUUAAUAGCUAAUCAUUCAAGAAAGAUAAUACCUCCCAUCCUUUCUAGGUGUACCAAGUUUAGAUUUGGGCCUAUUGAGGACACAGAAAGCAGAAUCAAAGAAAUAUGCAAGAAAGAAAACAUAAAAUACUCUGAGGAAGGUAUUAAGGGAAUCGCAGAGAUAUCAGAGGGGGAUAUGCGUAAGGCAGUCAACGAUGUUCAAGGAAUAUCUGUGUCCUUGGGCCCUAUCAGUCUGGAAAAUGUUCGAAAAUUCAAUGGAGUUGCUCCUAUAGACGUCUACGAAGAGUUGUUUGAGAACCUCAAGACCAUGAGUAUGGCUGAUCUUAGAGUGAAAUGCGAAGAAUUGAAAUAUGAGCACGGAAUGGAUUCCGACGAUUUACUAAAAAAUUUGAGUAAGAUGGUCCGAAAAAGUAACAUGAAAGAGAAGAUGAGGAUACUUAAAGAGAUGGGAGAUAUAGAAUACCGAAGAAGCAUCGGAUGUAGCGAGAAAGUCCAGACAGAUGCAAUCAUUUCUGUAUUCUUAUUGAAUAGAGGCUGA